AUGUGCUCAUUCCACUUUCCUGCCCUCCCUUCUCUCCUCCAUCCCCUCUUCAUUCUCCUCUAGUAUGUCAGUCUCACUCCCUGAAUUAAUUGCAGAUAAUUAUUCUAUGUAAAUGUCAUCAAAAUGUACAAUAUUUAUUAUAAUAACCAUUACAUUUCCCAUGUAUGUUUAUAUUUUCACAACAUUCAUCUUUGUAAAGCGGGUUGGGUGGUACUUCGAUUUAAUUGUAUGACUCAACAACGCCUCUUAGCGAAGCCGAACACUUUUUUUUAUAAAUGACAUGUACACAGUAUACUCUAACAACCCUGUAAAUGGAAUGAAAGUAUUUACAGGACAGAGAAUAUCCAGAUGUCAAAUUGUAGAGGAAGUAAGGCCGGGAGUCAAAUGCACCUUAUCGGCAAACGCAUUGCACCUGACUUUUAAAGUUGAAGAAGAUCAAAAGUCCAAUCAAGACCAAUCAUCAAACAGGCCCAAACUACCAGUGAAAACAACAUUGUCCGCAUUCUGCCAUGGCUUCCAACACCAAUGCUGUCCCCAGUGGAGCGGAGGGAGAACAGCAGCCGGAGCAGACUAUCACCUCCCAGCCAACCAGCGCUGAGCACCAAGAGACAGCCCCUGACUCCAGCCAAUCGGAACCCAAAGACCACUUGGCAGUAAUCAGCGAGAAGAUGGAGACCAGUAAUGGAAUGUGUGCUGCCGACUCCUCGCCCACAUCUUCCAUCUCGUCCCCCAAGCGACUGCAACACGCCAAACCAACCAACGGCCGGGCGCGGAAAGGAAGCCGCUCUGGGUCCCUGCUGGGUCAUGGGGCAGGGUCUCCCAGGCCUUCCAUCAGCCGUCAGCCCAGCACUGUGACAGAGGAGGACAACGGCAAGCCCCCUAGAGACUACCUGAUCCUGGCCAUCCUGUCCUGCUUCUGCCCCUUGUGGCCCAUCAACAUCGUGGCUCUCGUCUUCUCUGUUAUGUCGAGGAACAGCCUGCAGCUGGGGAACAUUGACGGGGCGCGGCGUCUGGGCCGGAACGCAAUGGUGCUGUCCAUCGUCUCGCUAGUUGGCGGGGUCAUCAUCAUCAUCGCAGCCAUCGUCUUAAACUGGGGAAGUAUAAUAAAAUCCUGAGGGUCACCAUGGAAACCAGGAGCAAGAUCACAAGACAGCACACAAACAACCAUCCCAACCAGACUUUUCCCCUUUCCUACGAUCAAAACACUAUUCUACAAAAGCACCUGCAACCUACAGUAUAGUCCCCUCGUCCCUUUUUUUUGCUGCACGAGCAUGUAUGGCCUGUAAUAUGUUCUCUGAAACGGAUAGACAAGUCCUUCAUCUCUACCUCCUACACCACGGACCCCAACGCAGCCACCAGUGGUGUAGGGCACGUUAAACGUAUGUAAACGCCGGAUACGCACGUUCUUAAUUUUGCUCGAGUGUUUACCCACCUUUUGCAGACAAAUGCAUCAUUGACCGCGAACAGUGAUCAGGAGUUACCCACCUAUUUUUGUUGACCACUCGUCACUGGCUGCCGCCAUCACUCAGAAAGUCGAAGGCGUCAUGUUGAACAACACUGAGGUAGGAUAGACCGUGACAACCAGGCUGGUUCCUCUGAAUAAGAGAGACACGUCUAACUCUGGUCAACGAUGCCAUGAUCCCCUGCAAUGGUUGCAUGAGUCUCUCAGACUGUAUUUAAAGUCUCUGCAUAGUUUUCCAGGACCAGGCUGCUCCUCCCGAGCUGCUCCUCCCCGGCUGCUCCUCCCAGGCUGCUCCUCCCAGGCUUCUCCUCCCACGCUGCUCCUCCCAGGCUGCUCCUCCCAGGCUGCUCCUCCCGAGCUGCUCUUCCCAGGCUGCUCCUCCCAGGCUGCUCCUCCUGAGCUGCUCUUCCCAGGCUGCUCCUCCCAGGCUGCUCUUCCCAGGCUGCUCCUCCCAGGCUGCUCCUACCGAGCUGCUCCUCCCAGGCUGCUCUUCCCAGGCUGCUCCUCCCGAGCUGCUCCGAACGUGACAAAACACGGUGUCGCCGGGAAAGGACAUCUGCUUUUCUCUGUACUGGGAUUAUUUUCUUCCACUGUACCAUUCAUCUCCAGUCAGUCCACACCACUGUAACACAACCAAGGGAUCCUUUUAACUGUGAUGUCAGAAACCAUCUCACACUAUGGGAGCAAGUUAAAGAAGUCAAAGGGAGAGUUAGGGAGGGAGGUGACAGGAUUGGAAUUGAUCUUUGAUCAAUGUGAUGAUGUUGAUGGGGGGGGGGGGGGGGGGGCUUUUUGUUCUGCAUUUGUUCCAUAUCAUUCUUUUCUGUAAAGGGAGGGAGGAGUUAGAGACAGAUGGGACCAUCUGUAGUUUGAUUUAGGGAAAAACCUGGGGUCUCCAUCUAUCUUUGCUUCAUCGUCUUCGUUUUAAAAUACCUGGAAUCUGGGGAGAAUGAGCCACUCUGGGUUGGGGAUUGAGGCAGGGCAGGUAACUCGCAUGCACUCUGAAACACACUUGCUUACCCCCCCCCCCCCCCGCACACACACACAAAUAUAUAUACACAUAGAGUGUGAGAGAAGACAGAUGUACGCAGUUACACACAGAGACACAGGCAGGCACACCCAUACGGCGGAAUGACAUUCUCAUUGGCUGAGGGAAGGAGGGAGAUAAAGAACAGGAGAGGAGAAGAGGGAGGGGAGGAUUGGGGAUAGCUGCAUGGGCUUCAGUCCUUUGUUUGGCACAGAUAGAGGCAAAGAGGAUGUGUGUGUGUGUGUGUGUGUGUGUGUGUGUGUGUGUGUGUGUGUGUGUGUGUGUGUGUGUGUGUGUGUGUGUGUGUGUGUGUGUGUGUGUGUGUGUGUGUGUGUGUUUGCGUGCGUGUGAGAGAGAGAGACAGAGAGGGAAAGAGAAAGAGAGAUGGUGUGGUGCUUGAUACUGAUGCAGGAUAAAAGUCAGAGAAUAUACUAGACUGGAAAAACAGACUGAGCAGAGCCGGUUCUAGAAUAAACACAAAAGACAGGCAGUCAUUUUAAUUUUGUUGCUUACUCUUCAUUUCCCCCGCUUCUGUCUAGUAUAUACCUCCAUAUCAUCUAUUCCUUAUUGGUAACUUAUUUAUUCAUUUUACCUUUACUUUAACAGGGUGUCCUAUUGAGACCAGGGUCUCUUUUGCAAGGGAGCCAUGCAUCUUUCAAUUCCACAACAACAAUGUUAUGACAGUCUGCUUGACAGUAUUUACACAAUUCUAAACAUAGUCUACCAUCUCUGGUCAGUUUGAAUUCAUUCCUUUCACUUCAGUACCUCUCACCUCUCUAAGUAUGUAUUCGUUAUCUUUGAUGGUUGCCUCUUUUGUUCAAAUUCUACACAAUUGCCUCACUGGGGUGUUUGGUCAGUUGUUACUCUCUCUCCUCCCUGGUCAGUAUCAGCUCCUAUGUGCUUAGUGUUUGCCCUUGUCUGGUUGUUAUUCACAGAGAAGAAUGACCUCUUCUCCCUCUGGGAGUCAGUCAGUGUGUCACUGUGUGCCAAAGCCUGGAAUGUGAGCCAAGCCACAUACAGUAGGGGCAAGGCAGUCUUUUGCUUGACUCUGGCUAAGUGCUCUAGAGAUAGAGAGAGAGAGAGAGAGAGCAAAAGAGUGUGAGAGAGAAAUGCAGUGUAACACUGUGUGUGUGUGUGUGUGUGUGUGUGUGUGUGUGUGUGUGUGUGUGUGUGUGUGUGUGUGUGUGUGUGUGUGUGUGUGUGUGUGUGUGUGUGUGUUUGCGUGCGUGUGAGAGAGAGAGACAGAGAGGGAAAGAGAAAGAGAGAUGGUGUGGUGCUUGAUACUGAUGCAGGAUAAAAGUCAGAGAAUAUACUAGACUGGAAAAACAGACUGAGCAGAGCCGGUUCUAGAAUAAACACAAAAGACAGGCAGUCAUUUUAAUUUUGUUGCUUACUCUUCAUUUCCCCCGCUUCUGUCUAGUAUAUACCUCCAUAUCAUCUAUUCCUUAUUGGUAACUUAUUUAUUCAUUUUACCUUUACUUUAACAGGGUGUCCUAUUGAGACCAGGGUCUCUUUUGCAAGGGAGCCAUGCAUCUUUCAAUUCCACAACAACAAUGUUAUGACAGUCUGCUUGACAGUAUUUACACAAUUCUAAACAUAGUCUACCAUCUCUGGUCAGUUUGAAUUCAUUCCUUUCACUUCAGUACCUCUCACCUCUCUAAGUAUGUAUUCGUUAUCUUUGAUGGUUGCCUCUUUUGUUCAAAUUCUACACAAUUGCCUCACUGGGGUGUUUGGUCAGUUGUUACUCUCUCUCCUCCCUGGUCAGUAUCAGCUCCUAUGUGCUUAGUGUUUGCCCUUGUCUGGUUGUUAUUCACAGAGAAGAAUGACCUCUUCUCCCUCUGGGAGUCAGUCAGUGUGUCACUGUGUGCCAAAGCCUGGAAUGUGAGCCAAGCCACAUACAGUAGGGGCAAGGCAGUCUUUUGCUUGACUCUGGCUAAGUGCUCUAGAGAUAGAGAGAGAGAGAGAGAGAGAGAGCAAAAGAGUGUGAGAGAGAAAUGCAGUGUAACACUGUGUGUGUGUGUGUGUGUGUGUGUGUGUGUGUGUGUGUGUGUGUGUGUGUGUGUGUGUGUGUGUGUGUGUGUGUGUGUGUGUGUGUGUGUGUGUGUGUGUGUGUGUGUGUGUGUGUGUGUGUGUGUGUCUGCCCCCGGAUGCUGUUUUUAGGGAGAAGCAGUUGAGUCAGUCCCCUCCCACUCAGUUUAAAGGUGUCAUAUUCUACUUGGCACCCACAUUCCCUUCACUUCCUGAGCCCAGUCCCCUGUGCAUGUUUACAGUAUCGUUUACAGUGCGUUUAUACUUAAGAGUUUUUAAUGGAGGCUGGGUUAACUCUAAUGCUUUUACACCAAGGACAUCUUUAGGUAGCUGAGAGGCUCGUUGACCCGUACAGCGCGUUGUAAAUAAAUCACAUGCAUAUUUGUCAUGACAACACAUGAUGUUCACGUCCAAAGUUGACUUUUUCCACUGCGAUUUGUUUGGGGGUCCAGAAUAAUCUAUGCCAAUUUGUUAUUUUGAGACUCUGCUCCACCCGACCGUUUGGAGCACUUCCUCAGAACCACCCUUGAGGUCUACGCUAGCUACCAUAGAAAGGCUACAAUAUGGUUGAAAACCAAAGGGGAAGGUUUCCCAUGUUUGGAAGGUUAGUGAGGGGGUGUGUCCCAAUAAUAUAUCCUUUCUACUGAAGUGUACACUCGUUCAAUAGUUCCCACUAAUCUAAAAGCAUUGGAUUAGUGGAGGCAUGCAGGGUGGGAAAUUCCGUUUUUAGUCCAUCAGCCGUGGAUGCCCAAAUUUGACCAGCCACAAAAAAAAUGAAGAUAAAUCACAGAAAACGCAUACACAAAUAGGUUUUUUUUGUGGGCUUUGGAUUGAACAAAAAUAAAACUGCUCCCAAAUGCUCUGUGUGAUCACCCAUCCAUGUGGCUGGUAAGAAAAUACAUUCUACCAGCCAAUGGCAAAAUCUAGCAGCAUUUGGCUGGUGGCUGGUUUUCCUUUCCCACCCUGGAGGCAUUGGCUAGAGGGAGUUUCUACAAUACGUAUUGUACCAGCCAUUUAUUUUCGAAUCAGUGAAGGGAAGUUAACAAGUGCACACUUUGGGAGGAAGAAGAGGUCAUCAGGACAUUGCCCAAGUCUCCUGUAACCCCAUUCACGCCAAAAGUGUAGCAUGUCUGUUCGUACUAAAACCACAUAAGCAAAAAAGAUUUGCAGCUGAAAGUGAAUGCUGACUUUUGACUUCUUUUAUUUCCAUUUCUCAAUGGUUGUGCACAACUAUGGAUAUUUAACCUGCUUGCACUAUAUUGUAGAUGUAUGUAUGUAUGUAUGUAUAUAUUUAUUUAUAUACCUGAUUAUGCCUUUGGUUUGAUGUGGACUGUUAUUGAGCUAUUAAUUGUAUUAUUCCAUUAUUAUCAUCACUAGUACCACUAUUGUCAUGAUUAUGGUUCUAUUUCACUGUUAUCUCUGCUAGAGUUGUUGUUCUCUUUAUGACAAUAGAACAACACAAAGGAAACAAUAUUCUACAAUGGCCUUCGCUGUUAUUCAACCCGGUUGGUUUCUGAGCUUCCUUGACAAGAGAACGGCGCAACAACAAAAAAAGCAUGUUUACAGUUAGUUACACAAUUCAUAUGCAGAUACCUUAUGUGAUCACAACGACGAUGACCAACCAGUUCAUGAGAUAAUUUAUACACACACCGACAUAAACGUCGUGAGUAAUCUCCACCUUUUCUUAGUAAUUUCCUAUUAAUCUCUCAGGUCUUUCUUUCUCCCACCAAAUUCAUGAAUUCCUUUAAUUAAGAACAUCAUUAUUCCCAACUAAUUCAUGUUCUUCUGAUCCUUCUUAUUUUCUAUAGAUUAUCGUUAUUUUAUUAUAUGCUUUUAUCCAAAGCGAUAAAUUUUUACAUAUGGUUGGUCCUGGGAAUCGAACCCACAUUCCUGGCAUUGCAAGCGCCACACUCUACCAACUGAGCCAUGUCGGAUCACUUUACAAUUAUCUAUUUGAUCCCCUUUCCUGUUUGUUGUAAACUACAUCCUGCCCAAUAUAAUCUAUAUCCUGUUUUGAUAUAUUAUCUCUUUGGAGGAGAGAUCUUGGUUCACUCCCAAAUGAAACCCUACUCCAUUUCUAGUCCCAUGGGGCUCUGGUCAAAAGUAGUGCACUAUAUAGGGAAUAUGGUGCCAUUUGGGAGGUAGCCACAGACCGGUGGUACCAGACCAUCGGCCCAUUAGUUAAUCAGUCUUGUUCUUAUUGUCGUUGAUUACAGAUCUAUAAUAUAAUCCUGAAUCAGACAUCUGUGCAGACCUGCCUGACUGUGCAUGCCUUAAUUGACUGCUUUAUAAACAUACAGUAUGAGUAUGUAUGUACACUACUAUGUUAAUCCAAUAUAUUGAUAAAGCACUCUGUAUUGAUCUUGAUCCUGUUUGAUUAUUAAUGAUUAUUGAUCAAGUUUGAAAGGAACCUUGUGAAUAAACCCUAGUUGAGUACGA
This is a messenger RNA of Oncorhynchus mykiss (rainbow trout), 6953 nucleotides long. The record is from RefSeq and is a predicted model, not a curated record. NCBI's taxonomy places the organism in Eukaryota, Metazoa, Chordata, Actinopteri, Salmoniformes, Salmonidae.